This is a messenger RNA of Kwoniella mangroviensis CBS 8507, 1032 nucleotides long. RefSeq lists its product as uncharacterized. NCBI's taxonomy places the organism in Eukaryota, Fungi, Basidiomycota, Tremellomycetes, Tremellales, Cryptococcaceae. The record is from RefSeq and is a predicted model, not a curated record. The transcript has a single exon. Bases 1 to 1032 code for a protein of 343 amino acids.
AUGGAGAGGUUGGAAGAGGUUAUAGUUAGAAUUAGACCUUGUCAGAUACCUGAUCUAAGACCAUCCAUUCCACUCGAGGAAGCUCGAUCGCGAGAAGAAUAUUACUACUACUUCCCCACUGGACCGGAGCAAGACCAGAAAAAUUAUAAUGUAGACAAGGUGGUCUUACCCCCGACAGUGAAGAGGUUAAAGGUAAUUUGGUGGGAUGAAAAACAUAAUUUUAGAAUUGAUUGGAAAUACAUGGAAGAGUAUUCGGGACAUUGUAGGAGAGGACCACCUCAUAAAAGGUUAUGUAAAGAUUGUGUAGGGUGUAGACCUUUGGAAGUCGAUUCGAAAUUAGGUUAUCGUAGUCGUAGGUUUUCUGAGCGACUCAUUGGAUCAGUAUAUGGCAGAAUACCCGCACAAUCGACAGAUCGAGAUAUGGAAGAAGAAAGACGACAAUCGAAAAUCCUGCGAGAAAAAUUAGUUGACCUAAUCAGUCUGCUGAGUAAACAAGGGGGAUUGAAGCAUAUCGAAUUCGUCAAUUUUGACAAAACCGCUCAAAUGGCAAUUCCCGUAGAGAGCAGGAAUGAAUUGGAAAUUGAAAAGGUGAAGGAAGAGAUGAAGAAAGCUUUUUUGGCAGGUAGAAAAGAGCAAUCAACCGAUUCUUCAAAUUUACACCCGUUACAAACCCACGAAGAUAUAGAGCGCUCGAAUGCAGACGACAUCGGAAUUAGAUAUCGCUCAAUCCACGAUUAUUACCCUUCUGGAUUCACCGGUAUAGAAUGCGAUCCAAUCGAAGAAGAAUACUGGCAAACCCGCUUCAACCCCGGAAGUGAACUGUCAGAGCUUCGUGCAGAGCUGGGACCUCUCAUCUCCGACAGGCUCAGUAAUUUCAGGGAAGAGGAAUUAGAAUUUCACAGUCAGAAGGAGUUGAAAGAAGAGCUGAAGCGUGCCAAGAGAAGGCAAGGGGAGCAAAGGAUUUUAGAUGAUGGUGGGAAGAUAUGCGGGCCUCAGUACAGGGGAUCGUUUGUAGUCACCUGCAGAAGAUGA